AUGGGGUUAUUUGGCGACCUCUCCCCUGGAGGCACCAUUUCUAUUGGUAUUAUAGUUGGUUUAAUCUCUACGAGCGUCCAGUCCCUCGGCCUCACUCUACAACGAAAAUCGCAUAUGCUCGAAGAUGAAAAGUAUCCCCUCGAAUUUCAGAGACCGGCAUACCGAAGGCGAAGAUGGCAGCUAGGAAUGGGCAUGUUUAUUAUAUCCAAUAUAUUCGGUAGCACGAUUCAGAUUUCGACUCUCCCUCUACCGGUUCUUUCAACUUUACAAGCCGCCGGCUUAGUAUUCAAUUCCGUAUGCGCGACAUUGAUAUUAGGUGAACCCUUCACGCGAUGGUCCUUCUACGGAACCGCAUUGGUCACCGCUGGAGCGGCCUUGAUCGCGAUCUUUGGCGCCAUACCCUCCCCGGCGCACAGUCUGCCAGAGCUACUGGAAUUACUCGGCAGAUGGCAAUUUAUUGUCUGGAUGUCACUUCAAGCGGUGCUGGUUAUCUCAAUGGCCGUAGUCAUCGAGCUGGUCAACCAUCUUAGUAGUGCGUCGCAGAAUGCCAAGUUCCGGCUUGCCCGUGGUCUCGUUUUCGGGUGCAUCAGCGGUGUUCUGUCAGCCCACUCUCUAUUAUUCGCGAAAUCUGCCGUUGAGCUCGUUAUUAGGACGAUUGCCGAUGGCGAUAACCAAUUUGGCCAUUGGGAAUCGUGGAUGCUCGUUAUUGGACUCGUCACCCUGGCAUUAAGCCAACUAUAUUACCUUCAUCGCGGAUUGAAAUUGGUGUCUACUUCCGUAUUAUACCCCCUUGUAUUUUGCAUUUACAACAUUAUCGCCAUUUUGGAUGGCUUGAUAUACUUCGAUCAGACGAAUCUCAUUACACCUUUGCACGGCGGGCUCAUUGCAUUAGGAACCGUUAUACUACUUUCUGGCGUUUUGGCACUCUCAUGGCGUCUCAGCGACGAGCAGCACCCACCGGCCGUUGGACAGUCGUCUUUGACGCCUGGGUUAGGAUUGGUGGAUGAUACAGAAGGAGAGGAUUCAUCUCCUACAGAUUCCGACUCCAUUGCCGCAGUCGAUGAAGCAGUACCAGCCACAUACAAUACCUUUGGACCAAUCGGAGAGACGACCCCUCUUACGCCAGGCCGUAAACCCUCAAGUCGUUGGCACGAGCGCGCAGAAAUAUGGGACGAACUAGAAGACCAAGAUACCCCUAGACCAUCCUUUAAUAGAAAUAGGUCAAGCACAUUACCAGAGAGUGCAGUCAGUGAGAAUACACCACUGAUAGGAGCACUAAGAGUCAUGCCGGGAGAAUCAACAGCUUCGUUGAGCGCUGCUGAAGCUGGUGAGGGAUCGCCAAGGAAGAUAUUUAGGCGUAGGAGGAAAUCAACCGGGUUCCCAGGCUUCACGGCGCGCAAGCACGUACGGCGGAAGAGUUCAGGUGGUGGUGGUAGCGGCGCCGGCGGCAGCGGAAGUGGUGGUGGAGUGCAUGAUGCCCUAGGAGGGAUCUUGAAGCUGAGGUGGUGGCGUAGCAAGCAGGAUAAUCACUCUGGCGAUGUUGCGGUAGCAAGCCCGACGGGCAACCGAAGUGGAAGAACAUUAUCUUGGGGCGGGCAAUACUAUGACGACGAACCUGAGGAAGGCGGCGCGAGGAGGGAUCCUAAUCAACACCCGCGCUCACGGAGUCCGAGGGGUGCCGAUGCUGUUUAA
Molecule: messenger RNA, 1692 nt
Organism: Hypoxylon fragiforme
Lineage: Eukaryota; Fungi; Ascomycota; Sordariomycetes; Xylariales; Hypoxylaceae
Product: magnesium transporter NIPA-domain-containing protein
Exons: 2
Coding region: 1-1692 (563 amino acids)
Biological process (GO): magnesium ion transport
Cellular component (GO): membrane
Molecular function (GO): magnesium ion transmembrane transporter activity
Source: RefSeq, a predicted model, not a curated record